Molecule: messenger RNA, 798 nt
Organism: Acanthosepion pharaonis
Lineage: Eukaryota; Metazoa; Mollusca; Cephalopoda; Sepiida; Sepiidae
Source: the annotation of a GenBank genome assembly
AUGAAGGAAUUAUCUCAUGUCGUCCUCGUCACAGAAAGCACUGGCACGCACAGUCGUCCUCGUCAUCGAGAACUGGCACGCACUGCCCUCGACAUCGAGCCCACUGGCUCCUUUGGCUGCCCUCGACAUCAGCCCUCACGCACGGCUCGCCCCUCAGAGCCCACUGGCACGCACGGCUCGCCCCUCGACAUCGAGCCCACUGGCACGCACGGCUCGCCCCUCGACAUCGAGCCCACUGGCUCGCCCCUCGACAUCGAGCCCACUGGCACGCACGGCUCGCCCCUCGACAUCGAGCCCACUGGCACACACAGCUCGCCCCUCGACAUCGAGCUCACUGGCACACACAGCUCGCCCCUCGACAUCGAGCUCACUGGCACACACAGCUCGCCCCUCGACAUCGAGCUCACUGGCACACACAGCUCACCUCUCGACAUCGAGCUCACUGGCAAACACAGCUCGCCCCUCGACAUCGAGCUCACUGGCACAGACAGCUCGCCCCUCGACAUCGAGCUCACUGGCAACACAGCUCGCCCCUCGACAUCGAGCGCUCACUGGCACACAGCUCACCUCUCGACAUCGAGCUCACACAGCUCACCUCUCGACAUCGAGCUCACUGGCAAACACAGCUCGCCCCUCGACAUCGAGCUCACUGGCACAGACAGCUCGUUCUUGUUAUCCAACACGCAAACACAUAUUGCAAGAACGCAUCGAUUGGUAGCCAGUUUAUGUGUAGUUUUACCCAUCUUCAGGAUAUGUAGACGGCGUAUUAUAUGCUCCACCGUCAGGAUAUUUGUAUAA